AUGCAAGCUGUUGGUGCUAGUGAACGUAUAUUUGAUUUAUUGGAUCGUCAACCAGAAAUUCCUGCGACACCAAAUCCGAAUUGUUCUAUUAAACCAAUUGAUUUUGAUGGACAUAUUCGUCUGGAAAAUAUUUGCUUUACAUAUCCAGCACGAUCAGAUCAACAAGUUCUUCAUAAUAUAACAUUUGAAAUAAAACCAGGACAAAAAGUUGCAUUAGUUGGACCAUCUGGUGGUGGUAAAAGUACAAUAGCUUCACUUAUUGAACGAUUUUAUGAUCCACAAUCAGGAACAAUUUAUUUUGGUUCACAACCAUUAAAUUCUAUUGAUCCACAAUGGUUACGUGAAAAUGUUUCAUUUGUUAAUCAAGAACCAUCAUUAUUUGCUUGUUCAAUACGUGAUAAUAUAACAUUUGGUCUUGAUACAGAUAAUGUAUCAUUUGAUGACAUACAAUCAGUUGCUAAACAAGCAAAUGCACAUGAUUUUAUUGAAGAUUUUGAAAAUAAAUAUGAUACAUUAGUUGGUGAACGUGGUAUUCGUCUAUCAGGUGGACAACGACAACGAAUAGCAAUUGCACGAGCUUUAUUAAUGAGUCCAAAAUUAUUAUUACUCGAUGAAGCAACAAGUGCACUUGAUGCUGAAAGUGAACAUUUAGUACAAGAAGCUAUUGAACGAGCAAUGAUUAAUCGUACAGUUUUAGUUAUUGCUCAUCGUUUAUCAACUGUACGUAAUGCUGAUUUAGUUAUUGUUAUCAAUCAUGGUACCAUUGUUGAACAAGGUGUUCAUGAUGAUCUUAUUACAAAAGAAGAUGGCAUCUAUAAAAAAUUGGUUCUUCGUCAACUUAUGGCGGGAAAUAGUUCUAUAACUACUGAAUAG
Molecule: messenger RNA, 873 nt
Organism: Rotaria sp. Silwood2
Lineage: Eukaryota; Metazoa; Rotifera; Eurotatoria; Philodinida; Philodinidae
Source: the annotation of a GenBank genome assembly